Molecule: messenger RNA, 1254 nt
Organism: Fusarium musae
Lineage: Eukaryota; Fungi; Ascomycota; Sordariomycetes; Hypocreales; Nectriaceae
Product: mitochondrial glycerol dehydrogenase Gld1
Exons: 2
Coding region: 1-1254 (417 amino acids)
Biological process (GO): carbohydrate metabolic process; glycerol-3-phosphate catabolic process
Cellular component (GO): glycerol-3-phosphate dehydrogenase (FAD) complex; nucleus; cytosol
Molecular function (GO): glycerol-3-phosphate dehydrogenase [NAD(P)+] activity; NAD binding
Source: RefSeq, a predicted model, not a curated record
AUGGCGAGCUUGGGUGGACAUUCAAAGAAGCACAAGGUGACCAUUGUGGGAUCAGGUAACUGGGGCUCAACAAUUGCCAAAAUCGUCGCUGAAAACACACGCGCCAACAAAGAUCUCUUCGAGGAAGAUGUCCAGAUGUGGGUCUACGAGGAGGACGUGACGAUUACCAAGGACUCCAAAUUAUAUGACGAAACCACCGGCGACAAGCCCCAGAAGCUCACAGAAGUCAUCAACAAGCACCAUGAGAACGUAAAGUACCUGCCCGGUAUUCCUCUGCCCUCAAACAUCAUCGCCAACCCCGACAUCCGCGACGCUGUCAAGGACUCCACCAUCCUCGUCUUCAACUUGCCCCAUCAGUUCAUCGCAAACGUCUGCAAGCAGGUCAAUGGUCACAUUCUUCCCUAUGCGAGGGGAAUCAGCUGUAUCAAGGGUGUCAAUGUCACUGAUGACGGUAUCAGCCUGUUCAGCGAGUGGAUUGGCGAUGGACUAGGCAUUUACUGUGGUGCCCUCAGUGGUGCCAACUUGGCUCGUGAAAUUGCUGAAGAGAAGUGGUCAGAGACUACUAUUGCUUACGAUCCUCCUGCUCUCGAUAACAGCAGAGCUCCUACACCACGAACCGGUAGCCCCAACCCUACAAUUGGCGAGCUCCCUGAGAUGCAGCACAAGGAUGUUCGAGGCCGAACUUCCAAGACCAAGCUCACCGCUAUGCCAGCCGAUUAUCCUCCUCUGGAUCAGGAUUGCUUCCGAACUCUCUUCCACCGACCUUACUUCCACGUCCAGAUGGUCUCCGAUGUCGCGGGUGUAUCUCUGAGCGGUGCCUUGAAGAACGUAGUUGCUCUCGCAGCUGGUUUCGUUGACGGUCGUGGUUGGGGUGAUAACGCAAAGGCAGCCAUCAUGCGCGUCGGUCUCAUGGAAAUGGUCAAGUUCGGCAAGGAAUUCUUCGGCGAGACCGUCCACACAGCUACCUUUACCGAAUCCUCCGCCGGUGUCGCCGAUCUCAUCACAUCCUGCUCCGGUGGUCGUAACUUCCGCUGUGCCAAGAAGGCGGUCGAGAAGGGAAUCUCCGUGCAAGAGGUUGAGAAGCAAGAUCUCAACGGACAGAAGAUCCAGGGUACCACCACCGCAGAGGAGGUGAACAGCUUCCUCAAGGCUCGCGGUCUAGAGUCGGAGUAUCCGCUGUUCACGGCGGUGAAUGCCAUUCUCAACGGACAGGCCAAGGUGGACGACAUCCCCCAUCUUGUGCAGGAUUCUUGA